Conger conger (European conger) is the source of this 5380-nucleotide messenger RNA. Its product is annotated as NACHT, LRR and PYD domains-containing protein 12-like. The transcript is spliced from 12 exons. The record is from RefSeq and is a predicted model, not a curated record. Bases 258 to 3533 code for a protein of 1091 amino acids. Gene Ontology annotation, molecular function: protein binding. NCBI's taxonomy places the organism in Eukaryota, Metazoa, Chordata, Actinopteri, Anguilliformes, Congridae.
CUUUCGUGAUGAUAUGAGGAAGUCGUAAGAGAAAAAGCAGGAGGCUGUCAGAUUGCGUUUACUGUACUCCUUUUGUCUGUCAUUGUGAAGUAUUUCAAACACCAUUUUGAGAAAGAAGAUGAGAAAGAAGACGGAGUCAAAGAAGGAAUGAAAUUGAAUAAAAGAACCGAGUUGGCUGAUUUGGGUCAGAACCCACAUGUGGUCUAGUCUGGUCUGACGUGUUCCAGUCUCCUGAGAUAGGGGGCGCUGUUUCUAAAAUGAGUCUCUCAGAGGAGCCAGAGAGCAAAGGUGGAACCCUCAGCACUGACAGAAAGAGGGUCCAGGUAGAAAGAGCAGGGUCACCUGUACCCAGCUGUCUGUCUAUGAAGAGUGAUCCCUCAAUGGAUCCUCCACUCAAGCUCAGACGAGAGGUCACAGGGGAUCAAAGGGUCCAGGUAGAAAGAGCAGGGUCACCUGUACCCAGCUGUCUAUCUAUGAAGAGUGAUCAUUCAAUGGAACCACCACACAACUUCAGAGGAGAGUUCACAGGGGAUCAAAGGGUCCAGGUAGAAAGAGCAGGGUCACCUGUACCCAGCUGUCUGUCUAUGAAGAGUGAAAAUUCAAUGGGUCGUUUAAUCAACUUCAGAAGAGAGUUCACAGGUGAUCAAAGGGUCCAGGUAGAAAGAGCAGGGUCACCUGUACCCAGCUGUCUGUCUAUGAAGAGUGAUCGUUCAAUGCAUCAUCCAAUUGACUUCAGAGGAGAGUUCACAGGUGAUCAAAGGGUGCAGCUCUCUUCAGAAGAGAAGAUACCAGAGAAACUAUCUUUCCCAAAACAGUCUCUCCUGCACACUCUGUUGAGGCUGAAGAAGAAAGGAAAGUUGAAACUGUUUCAGAGCCAUCUGAGUCAGGACUGCCCAGAAUGCUUUAAGACUCUGUCUAAAGAUCCUUCUGUGCUGGAGAAGUUCAUGAAGAUGAAGGAAUUGUUCAAGAGUCAUCAAAGCCAUGAUUACCCAGAAUGCAGUGAGAGAGAGCAGGAUGAUCCUGAGGUCCUGUACAUUGUUGAGAAGAUGCUGGAGACCUGUGGCAGUGAGAGGUCUCUGAAGAUCACACUCCACAUCCUGAGGAACAUGAAGCAGAAGGAUCUCGCUGACUCACUGGAGAGAGAUGAGCAGCACAAUGAAUCCAUUAAAAGAGCCCAGCAGGAACUGAAAACUCAUCAGAAGAAGAAGUUUGAAUGCAUAUUUGAAGGUUUAGCAGUGCAGGGCCACACAACUCUCCUCAAUGAGAUCUAUACAGAGCUCUACAUCACAGAGGGGGGAAGUGGGGGGGUCAAUAAUGAGCACGAGGUCAGACAGAUUGAGACAGCAUCCAAGAGACAAACCACCCAGGAGACUCCAAUCCUCUGCAAUGACAUCUUCAAGCCUUUACCUGGACAAGAGAAACGCAUCAGAACUGUGCUUACAAAGGGUAUUGCUGGCAUUGGGAAAACCGUCUCUGUGCAGAAGUUCAUUCUGGACUGGGCAGAAGGAAAAGCCAAUCAGGACGUUGAUUUCAUCUUCACUCUUCCUUUCCGAGAUCUGAAUCUGAAGAAGGAAGGAGCAUUCAGUCUGAUGCAACUUCUGCAGCACUACUUUCCACAACUGAAAGAGAUCAAAAGUGUUGAAGGUGAUGAAGUCAAAGUUGUGUUUAUCUGUGAUGGUCUGGAUGAGUGUCGACUUCCUCUACAUUUCCAAAGCAAUGAGAUCUGCUGUGAUAUAACAGAGUCAUCACCAGUGGAUGUGCUGCUGACCAACCUCAUUAAGGGGAAUCUGCUUCCCUCUGCUCUCCUCUGGAUCACCUCCCGACCUGCAGCAGCCAAUCAGAUCCCUCCUGAGUGCAUCCACCAGGUGACAGAGGUACGAGGGUUCAAUGACCCACAGAAGGAGGAGUACUUCAGAAAGAGAAUCAGAGAUCAGAACCAGGCCAGCAGAAUCAUCUCACACAUCCAUUCAUCCAGGAGUCUCUACAUCAUGUGUCACAUACCAGUCUUCUGCUGGAUUUCUGCUAUUGUUCUGGAGACAGUGGUAGGUAAAGUAGAGAGUGGAGAUCUGCCCAAAACUCUGACUGAAAUGUACACACACUUCCUGCUCAUUCAGACUAAAGUGAAGAAUCUGAAGUAUUGUGGCUCUGAUGAAACAAACCCAAAGAUGUCAGCAUCAGAUACAGAAAUCAUCCUGAAACUGGGGAAGCUGGCUUUUGUACAGCUGGAAAAGGGCAAUCUGAUAUUCUAUGAAGAGGACCUGAGAGACAGUGGCAUUGAUGUCAGUGAAGCUUCAGUGUACUCUGGGGUGUGCACAGAGAUCUUUAAAGAGGAGCAUGGGGUGGGUCAGGAGAAGGUCUACUGCUUUGUGCAUCUGAGCAUUCAGGAGUAUCUGGCCGCCUUGUUUGUGUUUCAUUCAUGUGUAAAUGAGAACAGAAAAGUGCUCAGAGCAGAAGAAUCAAAACCUCACAGUGGCAGAGUGCAGCUGUCUGAGUUACAUGAGACUGCAGUGGAUCAGGCCUUACAGAGUAAGAACGGACACCUGGACCUUUUCCUCCGAUUCCUUCUCGGCCUCUCUCUGGACUCCAUUCAGCCCCUCUUAGGAGGACUACUGACACAGACAGUAAGCAGAUCCCCUGUACCAGACCCACAGACACAGACAGGAAGCAGAUCAGGGACCAUCAAGAAAACAGUCUGGUUCAUUAAGAAGCAGAUCAAAGACGAAUCUUCAGCAGAGAGGACCAUCAAUAUGUUCCACUGUCUGAAUGAACUGAAUGACAACUCACUUGUGGAGGAAAUCCAGAAUUCCCUGAGAUCAGGAACACUUUCUGAUAAAGAGCUGGAACCCCACCAAUGUUCAGCUCUGGCCUUUGUGUUACUGAUGUCAGAGGAGGUCCUGGAUGAGUUUGACUUGAAGACCUACAACACAUCAGCAGCAGGUCGUCACAGACUGGUACCAGUAGUCAGGAACUGCAGGAAGGCCAUACUGCACAGCUGUGACCUAAGUGAGGAGUCAUGUGAAAUUGUGGCCUCAGCUCUCCAGUCAUCAAACUCAACCCUGACAGAUCUUGACCUCAGCAGCAAUAACCUGGGAGAUGCAGGAGUGAAGCUGCUCUGUGCUGGACUGAUGAGUCCAAACUGUAAACUACAGAGACUGGACCUCAGCAGCAAUAACCUGGGAGAUGCAGGAGGGGAGCUGCUCUGUGCUGGACUGAUGAGUCCAAACUGUAAACUACUGAGACUGGACCUCAGCAGCAAUAACCUGGGAGAUGCAGGAGUGAAGCUGCUCUGUGCUGGACUGAUGAGUCAAAACUGUAAACUACAGAGACUGGGGCUGGGUUGGUGUAAUCUCACAGAGGGCUGCUGUGAUGUUCUGGCCUCAGUCUUGCGUUCUCCUCACUCAGAGCUGAGUGAUCUGGAGCUGAGAGACAACGAGCUGCAGGAUUCAGGAGUGAGAGCGCUCUCUGCUGGACUGGAGGACCCACACUGUCAACUGCAGAGACUGGGUUUUGUACGGCAACUGUCAACCUUAUAGUUGCCUUAUAUAGACCUACAGGUGACCAUGCUUCUGAACUCGAUAGCUCAUUGUUUAAUUAAUGUGUGCUUUUAAACCUACACUCCGACCCGUAUAUUGCAUCAAUUCCCGGAAGUAUCCACUGUAAUGUUUCAAAUUGGGGAUGAUUUAGCAGCUAGUCACAGAUGAGUUAAUCACAGUCCAGUCAAAAACUUCAGCCUGAGUUUAGGGGGCAGCCUAUAGCAUAGUGGCUGAAGUGCUUGACUGGGAACAAGAAGGUUUGUGGUUCAAGCCCCAGUGAAGCUGCAGUAAGAUCUGUGCUGCUGCUGAACCCUUGAGCAAGGCCCUUAGCCCCACAUUGAUCCCGGGGGAUUGGCUCCUGCUUUGUCUAAUCAACUGUCAGCUAAAUAACUGAGAUGUAAUGUAAUGUUCUGCUAAAUUAAAGACAAACGGCAUGCUCUUACUUUCCAAGAUAAUUCAAAGCCAUCCAAUACAUCAGCCUAUAAGUGUGUUUUACUUUUAUCCUUGGAGCAGUUUAAAAAAAAAAGUUAAACUGCUUGUUGCUGUUGCUACAGUUGCUACAGUGUGUUAUUUCAAUCAUUUCCCACUACUGCACCUAAGGUCUUUGGUUUAUUUAAUAAAUUAAUCUUAAAAAACACUCUGUGAUUUCUGGCUCUUUCAGUUUACUGUUAUUUUCAACAUCUGUGCUGUGACUGAUCCGUGACUUUAGUCCAGCAUUUCCUGACCUUUUUCCUUCAGUGGUGCACUUUCCACAUUUACUGAAUCAUGUCACACCACUCUAAAAAGCCAGUGACAUAGGCUACACUGAUGUGAUGUCAACAGUAGCCAUGAAUGUCUCUGGGAGUUUGAAUUUCCAGACGAUUUUUAGUGACAUUUAUCUUGGCUUUUGUGAAUGGGAUUACAUUUUUCCCGCAGGAUUUUAUGAAACUGUUAUGACGGUACUAUGGACUGCUUUGGUGGUGUGGUUUUACUCAUUUGUGCCAGAGGGCUCUGUCCCUGGCUGUGAGCGGGACACUACCUACACCAAACCGCCAUAAUCAUACGGUGUUUGUGUUUGUUUUUCCUUUUCAUAUCACAUUUUCGGUUUCAUAUCACUAUUUCAAUAGAGUGCACUAAGUUUGGGGUGCACACCCGGCUGCUAGCUCACGUUUCCCAGGGCAAACACACGCAACACAUCCACUCCAUAUUCACACCCUAACAGUUAAAUCGCUCAUUUAAAAUAACACACACAUAAAUGUCUUUGUUACUUUGUCACCGUUUAUUGUUGUCCAGCUGUUAAAUGUUGUGGAGCCCUCUGUUUGUUGUUUCUUUAGGUUUGUAAUAUUUCAAAAAAUUAAAGACCAUUCGCCAUACAUAAAAUACAUGGCAUGUAAUCUAAUCUAAUGUUGCUUAAAUUACGUCUCCUCAUUAAUUUAAUGUUAACCGAUGAUAUUUGAAACUAUUUGAAGCCUUCAUGAACCACAUGACCGCCCACUGUUUUUACCCUCCAUUGACACAACUCUCUCUAUUGCUCUGAGGAAAUCCAAAAGCAGAAGCCAACACUAUCAUUGUUUUCUGGUUACCAGAUUACCCACUGCGACAGGAAAUAUGUAAAAGCAUACAUGUUCCCUCCACCAUUUCCUCGAGGGCCCGCAGGACCCACACCUGAAACCCUUGCUCCCCUCUCGGACCAUUCCAGCUCCAGAGGGACCUCUAGUGGUCUUUUUCUGAAGUGCAUACAAACAGUAAAAAGGAUACAGUAUAACUAACAGUGAAUGUGUCUUAAUAAAACUUAGUGCAUAUAUUAUAUAUUUCAUAUUUAUGGCUACCAAUCACGUUGUUUUCAUUGGUUAUCACAUUAAUAUGGC